Striga hermonthica is the source of this 2391-nucleotide messenger RNA. Lineage: Eukaryota; Viridiplantae; Streptophyta; Magnoliopsida; Lamiales; Orobanchaceae. The record is from the annotation of a GenBank genome assembly.
AUGAAUGGCGAACCUAUUAAUCCCUUUACCUCUUCAAAGGUUGAGAAGCAGCAGCAGUGCAGAGUUAGAGCAAUGGAGUUCGACGAGGACGCUCCACUUGCUCAAUCAUUCAAACGUAAGAGAAAACCUAUCCGGAAGAAAAAACAACCUGAGGCCUGGCCUGAAGACCCCCCCGAAGCGGCCCGCGAUCACGACCCUGCUCGAUUGCCUUCCACAGUUGAACCUCUACCUGAAAGUGUAUUCGACUACUCGGUCGAGAAUCACUUCAAAGCCUUUGUUGCUGUUGCUGCUCAUCCGCCUGAAUCUUCAUAUCACAAGAUUGGUGCUCCCCUUGCAGGCAGAGGUGCCAUACAGAUAUGGUGUUUGUUAACUGCCCCUGUAAGAGAUGAUUUAACUAAUCAAGCUAAAAAGUCAAGAAGAAAACCCCAGAAAAAGUUAAUAGUUAAAUCUGAUGAUCCAGUUGAACCACCGAAACCAAGAGGACGACCAAGAAAGACACCUCUUAAUGAUUCUGUACAAGUGAGGUUAAGAGGUAGACCGAGAAAGAACCCUCUUGACCACUCUGUACCAUCGAGGCCAAGAGGGAGACCUAAAAAGAAAGUUCUUGAUGUGUCUAUGGGAAAAAUAAAUAUCAAUGACCAAUACGUUCAACCUCUUGCUAUUGAAUACCCUACAAGCUCAGCUGGGUCUCAUUUGCCAGAUAAGGCAAUAAAAAAGGACGAGGUUUGUGACAAUGGUCUGCAUAGUCCCAGCCAAUGUGAACAUGAAGAAACUACCCUUGUUGAUCCGCUAGCAUCUGCAAGCUUCAGUCUGGAUUCCCCAACUUGUACAAGUGCUUGUGAUGCCAAUACUUCUACCAGCAUCAUUCCCUUUGAUGUGGCAUUACCUAGACUGAUGUUAUGUUUAGCCCACAAUGGGAAGGUUGCAUGGGCUGUAAAGUGGCGGCCAGUUAGUACUCAUCACCUUGAAUCCAUGCAUGUAAUGGGUUAUCUAGCUGUGUUGCUUGGAAACGGUGCACUAGAAGUGUGGGAAGUCCCUCUUCCACAUACUGUGAAACGUGUAUAUCCUGCUUGCGAGGAGCAUAUUGAUCCACGCUUCAUCAAGUUGAAGCCGGUAUUUAGAUGUUCAAAGCUGAAGUCUGGUGAUAGGCAAAGGUACAUUACUUGGUCUGUGUCACAUCCCAACGAUAUGAUUUUGGCUGGAUGUCACGAUGGAGUGGUUGCUUUGUGGAAAUUUUCAGUUACUGAUUCAUCUACAGAGACCAGACCUAUGCUUUGCUUCAGUGCAGAAACAUGUCCAAUCAGAACCCUGGCAUGGGCACCGAUUCAAAGUGAUCAAGAGACUACAUAUGUGUUUGUUGCUGCCAGUAAUAAAGGUCUCAAGUUUUGGGACAUACGUGAUCCAUUUCGUCCACUGCGGGACUCUUCUAUUCAGGGGGGCUGCAUUUUUGAUGUGGAUUGGCUGCCUCAUCUGAGAUGUGUUUGUGGAGUCAAUGAUGAUGGGACAUUCUGGCUUCUCAACUUUGAGAAAGCCGCACAGGAUAUUCCGGUUACUGGAAAAUGCUUGAAGGCAUCAAGGCCGGUGUUGAGCAGUUAUGACUGUUCCUCAUUCUCAAUAUGGAGCCUCCAAGUUUCUCGCCUGACAGGUGCAGUUGCUUAUUGUGGUGAAGAAGGAUCAGCCUUUUGCUUCCAGCAGCCGACGAGUAAAUCAGUGAAGGAUACACGAAACCGCGUGCAUCAUUAUCUUUGUGGGUCGUUAUUCGAAGAGGGAACUGCCCUUGUUGUAGCAACUCCAUCGACUAAUAGCUCGGUUUUGAAAAGAAUCCCAGGCACGAAACGUCCUGGGGGAGCAGCAGCAAAAGAUCAUGAGAGCAGAGUGAAGGAUCAAAUUGGUAAAACUCCACAACACGUCAUUGUUUACGUUUCUAUAUUUAUUUCUGGAAACAAUCCUGUUGAAGAGCAUGGAUCUGAACAAAACUCUGAUAAAAGUAAACCCGAUUUUGAAAUAUUCCCUCCGAAAAUUGUGGCGAUGCAUAGGGUGAGGUGGAACAUGAACAAAGGCAGUGAAAAGUGGUUGUGCUAUGGAGGAGCUGCCGGUGUCCUACGCUGUCAUCAGGUCGAUUUAUCCCUUCUUCAAAUCCACAUGCUUCUUCCACUUGUCGAGUGUGUCAACAACCUUCUUGCAGUGAAGGAUGAGGUGAUGUUCUUCAAGAGAUGCUUUGUUGCCUUCAUUAAGACCCACAAGACUGCUAUGGUGUUGGCCUCUACUGAACCCCCGGAGAAGUCCUUAGAUGAAACCCACACAUGCUCAGUCUUCAACUCCCUGCACUCUUCCCCCAAACCCGGCAGAUCCUCCACUAAUGGCCAAAGGCUAACUGUUAUGAUGAAGUGA